GUUGAUGAUGGCCUCAGUAAACAGCGUCAUGUGCGACGUACCUAGGUAAGGAUCUGGGCCGUCAACUAAGCAGUCAUCUUUAAGUCUUCUAAAGCAGUAGUGAUUAUGGCUUCUAAUGUCGAGCUGCUCAACUUUUUUCUACAAAGGUCAAGCACCAUUCUGGUUUUUCUUGCGCCAGAUCAACAAACCUCGCACUUUUCCCACGAAGAGCCUUACAUAGCUGUGCAAUAUCGAAAUGGGAAGUAUUCUUCCUUUGUACCGGAUAGGCGUUGAUGUUGGCGGAACAAACACAGACGCUGUCAUUCUCGACCCCAAUGGUGCGCUUUGGGAAAACCGAGGAGUUGUUGCAUUCCACAAGACCUCGACAACCAGCCCCAAUGUCACAAACGGCAUUGAGUCCGCCGUAAGAGCUGUGAUUGAGCAAUCAGGGAUUAGUUUAGGACAAAUAUCUUCUAUCUGCAUUGGAACAACGCAUUUCAUCAAUGCUGUCGUUGAGCAUGAUGCGAAACAGCUAUCCAAGGUCGCCGUCAUUCGCCUUUCGAAAAGCUACACGCGCGAUAUACCACCUUUCUCUGACUUCCCGCCUGCCCUAGCCAAGCUUAUGAACGGUUACUAUGGAUAUGUGAAUGGUGGCCUUCAUAUCGAUGGCUCUCAAGAAAGUCCAGUACUCAAAGACCAGGUGAUCCAGCAGUGCAAUAUCAUUAAAGAAAAGGGACUUAACACGAUCGUCAUCUGCGGGGUGUUUUCCCCAAUCGACACACACUUUCGUCAGGAACACCAAGUUCGGAAUAUAGUGCUUGAGCAACUGCCCGGUGCGGAUGUGGUUUGCUCGUCUGAAGUCGCGAACAUGGGGUUCUUGGAGCGAGAAAAUGCGUCUAUCCUCAACGCAUCCAUAUUGAAAUUUGCACGAAGAACGAUUGCAAGCUUCAAAGCGGCUAUGCGGAGGCUCCAACUAGACUGCCCUCUAUAUCUGACACAAAACGAUGGGACACUGAUUGAUGCUGCGGCCGCUGCCAGGCUCCCUAUUCGGACCUUCUCCUCAGGGGCUACCAAUUCCAUGAGAGGUGCAGCUUACCUAGGAUUAUCUUCUUCUCAGGGUACAAAAAACACAUCUGCGAUAGUCAUUGACAUUGGCGGGACUACCAGCGACGUUGGAGUUCUGUUGCCUUCUGGUUACCCAAGACAGGCAUCGGCAUUCGUCACUGUUGCGGGAAUCAGGAUCAACUAUAACAUGCCUCAUGUCGAAUCAAUCGGUUUAGGUGGUGGCUCUAUUAUCAAAGUUAACGUACAUGGCGAUGUUACCGUUGGGCCCACAUCAGUCGGGUAUCAAUUGACUACAAAGGCGAAGAUAUUCCACGGCGAUGUUCUUACUGCUACAGACAUCGCUGUAGCCCACGACCCAAGUAUCAAGAUUGGGAAUCCAGCCCUUGUCAAAGACGUUUCAACAGAAAAUAUUACGCAGGCACGGAGGAAGAUGAAAGUCAUGUUGGAGCGCGUCAUUGAUAUUAUGAAGACGUCUCCGGACCCCCUCCCAGUUCUCUUGGUGGGAGGUGGCUCGGCCAUCGCCCCCAACGAACUAGAUGGCGUCUCUACUAUUAUCCGACCACCCUUUCACCAAGUUGCAAACGCUGUUGGUGCUGCUAUCUCGAAGGCUGGCAGUACAGUAGAUAUCAUCCAAAGCACAGCUAAUCAGACUGUGGCAGAUGCGUUGGAGCAUGCGAAAUUGGCUGCCAUCGAGGCGGCUGUUGCGAUUGGCGCGAUUCGUGGAACAAUUUCGAUAACGGAGAUGGGAUCAAUUCCAUUGCAGUAUGUUGAGCAUCAGAUUCGAACUUUGGUCCGGGUUGCAGGUGAUCUGUCCACAGAUUUUGCAGCCGUUGAUGACAUUACGUCCGACCACCUUCAUGAUGAGGAACAUGAAGACGAAGCAAUUUCAGUCGAAUCAAAGCACAAAAGAUGCAUCGAGGAUGCCCCGAAACCUUUAGAUAUUGAAACAUACCGUCCAAAAAUCAUUACGAACUCAGAAACAGGGAUUUCAGAGUGGAUCAUCUCUGAGACUGAUCUUAUCUGGCUUGCGGAUGGUUGCUAUGUGCUUGGUUGUGCUGGGGGAGGGACGCCACUCCCUGAGUUCUUGAAGCUACGCGAUCAGGUUCGAGCUGGUCAUAUUAUCCGAGUUGUUGAUGCAUCUUCACUAGCCAAAGACGCAAGAAUAUACUGGGGUGGAAACAUGGGGUCUCCAGCGGUAUCCGCAGAACGUCUGUCAGCAGGAGAACUGCUUGAGUGUAUUGAUGAGAUGAUGUAUUAUCUUCGCCACGACUCGUUCGAUGCCGUAAUGAGCGUCGAAAUUGGAGGUGCAAAUGGACUUCAACCACUAUUGUGGGGCUCCUCUAAAAACUACAAUCGUGUCUGCGUGGAUGCAGAUUUAAUGGGACGAGCAUAUCCAAACUACUGGCAGAACACCCUAACAGCACACGAAUCGGGCCAGUUAGUUCCCUGCGCUAUUGCAUCUGGAAAUGGAAAGGCAAUGAUAAUGACGAGAACCGACGAAGACUUGGACGUCGACCGAGUCCUGCGAGCACCUGCUAUCGAGAUGGGAAGCUACGUCGGAAUGAUUGGGAAGCCCACAACCGCAGAUCAUGUAGAAAGAUAUGGCGUGCUGAAUACCAUGUCUUCUGCAUGGAGAAUCGGUCGAUGCAUCAAUCGCGCUAAACUGAGCAACACAAUCGGAACCGUGACGGAUCAAAUCAUUGACGAGCUUGGGGGCUCAUCUGCAGCCAAGUUAUUGUUUACAGGAAAGAUCAUCGGGGUCGAACGUAAACUCCUCAAGGGCCAUUCAUACGGUGAGGUGAUUGUGGAAGAGAUGCCCGCAAGCGAAGAAGACAAGCGCAAACUCGCGUACGCGCCUACUGCGCAAGGGGGCCAGCUGAGAGUGCCGUUUAAAAACGAGAACAUCUACGCAAAGCACAUCGCUGAAGAUGGCACUGAGACAUUCGUCGCUAUGGUGCCUGAUUUGAUAGCCAUUCUUGACGCGCAAACUGGCAAGGCUCUCGGAGUUCCGGAGUUCAGAUACGGUGUGAUUGUGCACGUUCUAGGCAUUGCUGCUUCGCCGAGAUGGACUGAUAGUCCUAGAGGUCUGGAAAUUGGUGGCCUAGGCGCGUUUGGUUAUGAUAUUCCUUACAAGCCAUUGGGUACAUAUGUUAAGCCAAAGAGCGUAGUACUGGAGUUUGCAUAGGCAUUUUAAACGUUCAUUUUCUGGUUUCGGACGUAGAAUGGAAGGGUUAUAUGCCGUGGUCUUUCAGCAUAGCUCAGACUCACUGUUGGUUGGGAACUGAGAGCUAGAUCGUUUAUGAAUUCAGAAGUCCUUUAAUAGUCCAACUGAAUGCUGGGAUCAUUGGAAGUGACGCAG
Messenger RNA from Pseudogymnoascus verrucosus, 3403 nucleotides. RefSeq lists its product as uncharacterized. NCBI's taxonomy places the organism in Eukaryota, Fungi, Ascomycota, Leotiomycetes, Thelebolales, Thelebolaceae. Gene Ontology annotation, cellular component: cytosol. The record is from RefSeq and is a predicted model, not a curated record. Bases 236 to 3229 code for a protein of 997 amino acids. Gene Ontology annotation, molecular function: 5-oxoprolinase (ATP-hydrolyzing) activity. The transcript has 2 exons. Gene Ontology annotation, biological process: glutathione metabolic process.